AUGGAUCGUACUCUAAACAAAAAGCCCAUUGCGGUUAUGGUACCGUUUCCUGCACAAGGCCACAUAAAUCCCAUGUUUCAGCUGGCGAAGAAGCUUGCAGUCGAUGAAGGAUUUGCUAUUAUGUUUGUUAACACUGACUAUCAACACCAACGCAUGGUUGCAGCUAAUAAUAACCAGAAGUCGGGCUUAGUGAGAGAGGCCAAAGAAAUCGGUAUUCGCUUACUGUCAAUCUCUGAUGGACUAGAUCCCCAUGAAAGCCGAAAUCAGUUUACGAAGAUGGUGUCUUCAAUGGAGAACACCUGUAGGCCUUUACUUCGUAAACUGAUUGAUGAGAUCCAGGAGGAGGAGAGAGUGGUCGUAACCUGCUUGAUUGUAGACUUACUUUUGGUCUAUUGGGUAUUAGAAGCAACCAAGCACUUGGAUGUAUCAAGAGGUGUCUUUUGGGCAGGGCUCACUGCAACAUACUCUACCUUCUAUCAUGCUCCAACUCUUAUCUCUUCCGGAAUAAUAACUUCCAAGGGUAUACCUAGAGAACAUCGUAUGGUCGAAUACGUCCCCUCAGCGCCCCCAAUCUAUUCUACACAGUUUACCUGGCUAAUUCCAGGAAGCGAAGAUCAGGAGUUCCUUUUUCUGACGAGUCUUAGAUGUAUUCGAAGUGCAAAAGGGCUAUUCCUUUUUACCAAUACUUUGUAUGAAUUGGAAAUUCCAAUUCACAAUUCCUUUGCAAAAGAAGACCAAGUAUAUUCCAUAGGUCCCUUAAUUCCUUCGCACUUUCUUGACGCCCAACCUGAAAGGACAAAGGGCGAAAUAAGCACAAGCUUCUGGACAGAGGAAAUGGAGUCCCUAUCGUGGCUGGACGAACAGCUUCCAAAGUCUGUGAUAUAUGUGGCAUUCGGAAGCAUAGCUAUUUUGAACCAAAAACAGCUGGAGGAAUUUGCUCUUGGGUUAGAGGCAACUCAGAGACCAUUUCUGUGGGUUUUACGCUGCGAUCUACUGAAUGGAGAGCCUGCAGUGCUGCCUUCAGGAUUCGUGGAACGCACCAAACAUCUUGGCUGCUUUGUAUCGUGGUCACCACAGCUGGCAGUCUUAUCCCAUCCUUCUGUCGCCUGCUUCGUCACGCAAUGCGGAUGGAAUUCAACUCUUGAGAGCAUCACCAUGGGUGUUCCAAUGAUCUGCUGGCCUUAUUUUGCCGACCAGUUUCUAGACAGCUCCUUUGUUGUAGAUGAGUGGAGAGUCGGGCUGGCUUUGAAUGUAAACAAUGAAGGGAUUAUAGAUAAGCGUGAGGUUCAGGAGACAGUCGAGAGGUUGUUAGAUAGUAAAGAAGGUGUUGAAAUAAGGGAAAAAAUGAGUAGGCUGAAGAAUAUGGCAAGGACUGCAGUGAAAGAAGGGGGGUCGUCCUAUAUCAAUUUCAGAAAGUUCGUAAACGCCAUGAAAAACAAUUGA
Messenger RNA from Cryptomeria japonica (Japanese cedar), 1443 nucleotides. RefSeq names its product UDP-glycosyltransferase 85A5-like. Lineage: Eukaryota; Viridiplantae; Streptophyta; Pinopsida; Cupressales; Cupressaceae. The transcript has 2 exons. Bases 1 to 1443 code for a protein of 480 amino acids. The record is from RefSeq and is a predicted model, not a curated record. Gene Ontology annotation, molecular function: UDP-glycosyltransferase activity.